UUCAACCUGUGCUUCUGUAGCACUAUGACUAACUGUAAAGGCAGAUCUACCAUCUCCAAAACGAAUAGCAAAGUUCAUGACAGAGAAGGUUUUGUAAACUGGACCAUAAAUCUUAAUACAAUUCAGUCUGAUAAAUUUUUGAGACUGCUUUUGAGUAUGGUUCCUGUUGUUUACCAAAUAAACCAGGAUGAAAGACACAAAAAAGUCAAUGGUGUCUGGCAAGAUGGAUUACAACAGGCAGGACACAAUUUUAAUGUUAGGUCUGAACAACACACAGAGUACCAUCACUUCUCAGAACCAAGUUUUCAUGGUAGUAAUGGACACGGCCCAUCUAGCUGUAGCCCUAAAUAUGGUGAUUUUACCAGUUAUAAUUACUGUGAUGGAAUGGACGCUUCAGAAACAGAUGCCAUGUUGCAGGAAGACAACCUAUCUAGUGACAGUAAUGAAGAUAUCAUUGUGGAAGGGAGUAGAAAACAACCCAAAGAAUCUAGUAGUAUUAUGGCAUUACAGAUACUUGUACCUUUUUUGCUAGCAGGAUUUGGAACGGUUUCUGCUGGCAUGGUUUUGGAUAUUGUACAGCACUGGGAUGUGUUCAAGAAUGUUACUGAAGUUUUUAUAUUGGUUCCUGCACUUCUUGGUCUCAAAGGGAAUUUGGAAAUGACCUUGGCAUCCCGGCUGUCAACUGCUGUAAAUAUUGGAAAAAUGGAUUCUCCCAUUGAGAAAUGGAACCUAAUAAUUGGCAAUUUGGCCUUAAAACAGGUUCAGGCAACAGUAGUUGGUUUUCUGGCAGCAGUGGCGGCAGUUAUAUUGGGCUGGAUUCCAGAGGGCAAAUACCGCUUUGAUCAUUCAAUCCUUCUGUGUUCUAGCAGUGUAGCAACUGCCUUCAUAGCUUCUCUCUUACAAGGUAUAAUAAUGGUUGGAGUUAUUGUUGGAUCAAAGAAGACUGGUAUUAAUCCUGACAAUGUUGCCACUCCUAUAGCAGCAAGUUUUGGAGAUCUUAUCACUCUUGCUAUACUUGCAUGGAUAAGUCAGGGUCUUUAUACUUGCCUUGAGACAUAUUACUAUGUAUCUCCUUUGGUUGGUGCCUUUUUUUUGGCUCUGACUCCGAUGGGGAUUGUCAUAGCUGCCAAACACCCAGCUACCAGAACUGUUCUCCAUUCAGGAUGGGAGCCUGUUAUAACUGCCAUGGUUAUAAGCAGUAUUGGUGGCCUUAUUCUGGACACAACUGUAUCUGAUCCUAACUUGGUUGGAAUUGUUGUUUAUACCCCAGUAAUUAAUGGUAUUGGUGGUAAUCUAGUAGCUAUUCAAGCUAGCAGAAUUUCUACCUACCUCCAUUUGCAUAGCAUUCCUGGAGAGCUGCCAGAAGAAGCCAAGGGUUGCUAUUAUCCAUGCAGAACCUAUUAUGGUACAGGAGUAAAUAACAAAUCAGCCCAAGUUCUGCUUCUUUUGGUGAUUCCUGGACACCUGAUUUUCUUGUACACUAUCCACUUAAUGAAAAGCGGCCACACUUCCUUAACUCCUAUCUUUAUAGCAGUAUAUUUGUUUGCUGCUCUGCUACAGGUGUUUACUCUGUUAUGGAUUGCUGACUGGAUGGUACACCACUUUUGGAAAAAAGGAAAAGAUCCUGACAGUUUUUCUAUCCCUUAUCUUACUGCACUGGGAGAUCUGCUUGGAACUGCCUUAUUAGCUAUAGGUUUUCAUUUUCUGUGGCUCAUAGGUGACAGAGAUGGCGAUGUCGGAGACUAAUUAUUCCAAUGGAUGCAAUGACUUUUCCUGGAGUAUUGACGAGACCAAUCACUCCACUUGAAGGUCCUCAAAGUGAUUGUUCCAUUCGGUAUAAGUAAAUCAAGUUGACACAGCUAUAAAACAGCCUUAAUGAUUGUAGUUUGGUUUAUUUUUUAAGAAAUAGGAUGGAAGUAUGAGGAUACUUGAGACCUUUACUCUGAAAACAGGUGGAUUGCUGCUAGUUGAAAACAUCUGAGUAGACACAAUGAAGGGCAGAUCAAUCUUUUAUUAAGAUCUAGUCU
Messenger RNA from Gavia stellata (red-throated loon), 2027 nucleotides. It is a transcript of the gene SLC41A2, whose product is annotated as solute carrier family 41 member 2. The record is from RefSeq and is a predicted model, not a curated record. NCBI's taxonomy places the organism in Eukaryota, Metazoa, Chordata, Aves, Gaviiformes, Gaviidae. Gene Ontology annotation, cellular component: plasma membrane. Gene Ontology annotation, biological process: monoatomic cation transport. Bases 25 to 1746 code for a protein of 573 amino acids. Gene Ontology annotation, molecular function: monoatomic cation transmembrane transporter activity. The transcript is spliced from 10 exons.